AUAUAUAUAUGCCUUUCCUACAAAGACUCGCAGCUUUACUAUAUUAGAGGAAACAGAUAUGAACAGAGGCGGCGCCGGCGGAGAUGUGGUGGAAACGGCGGUUAAGAGUCUUGGCAAAGGCUUCGAUUUAACGGCGGACUUCCGGUUAAAAUACUGCAAAGAAGGCGACGGCGCCGCCGGAGAAGACAGAUUGGUCGUCCUCGACGAAACUCAAAACAGAGAAUUACAUGUUCCUGGUUUCGGAGCUUUUAAGAAUGUCUCCACCGAUAUCAACUGCGACAAAGGAGAACGCACUCGAUUCCGUUCCGACAUUCUCGAUUUCAACAAGAUGUCGGAAUAUUUUAAUCAGAGAUCUUCGGUGACCGGAAAAAUACCGUCGGGAAAUUUCAACGCGACAUUCGGGUUUCAAAGCGGGUCAUGGGCAACUGACGCCGCAAACGUUAAAUCUUUAGGUCUCGACGCUUCUAUUGUAACGCUUUUUAAUCUCCAUAUCCACAACCCGAAUCGUUUGCGUCUCACUGAUCGCGUUCGAAACGCCGUUCCGUCGUCCUGGGACCCACAAUUACUGGCCAGGUUUAUAGAGAGGUAUGGGACACACGUAAUAAUUGGGGUGAGCGUAGGAGGCCAAGACGUGGUGGUUGUGAGACAAGACAACUCUUCCGAUCUCGACACCGACCUCCUCCGCCACCAUCUCUACGAUCUCGGCGACCAAUUAUUCACCGGCUCUUGUCUUCUCUCUUCUCGCCGGCCCAAUAAGGCCAAUCAACACUAUCUGGCCAAGUUCCCGGAGGCUUUCAAUGUCUUUGAUGACAAGCAAACGGUUGCUUUCAAUAAUUUUUCGAUAAACUCCAAAGAUGGAAUAACGGUUAUAUGCGCCAAAAGAGGAGGCGAGGGAAGAGCUAAAAGCCAUAGCGAAUGGCUGAUAACAGUCCCGGAAAAGCCCGACGCAAUCAAUUUCAGCUUUAUCCCGAUCACAUCGCUCCUUAAAGACGUCCCUGGCUCUGGUCUUCUCUCUCACGCCAUGUCGCUCUACCUCAGAUACAAGCCGCCGAUAAUGGACCUACAGUAUUUUUUGGACUUCUCUGGGCCUAGAGCGUGGGCCCCGAUCCAUAACGACCUUCCAUUUGGCGCGGCGCCAAAUAUGCCUUCGGCGUAUCCGGCUCUUCACAUCAACUUCAUGGGUCCCAAACUGUAUAUUAAUACCACUCCUGUGACUAGCGAGAAGAACCCAGUCACCGGAAUACGCUUGUUCCUUGAAGGCAAGAAAUGCAAUAGGCUGGCUAUACACUUGCAACACCUAGAAAAUACAAGGACUUCGGUUGGGGAAAAGAUCACAGACAAUCAUAAAUGGAGAGGCUCAGACGAAAUCUCCGACAACAAUCGUUACUUUGAACCUUUAAACGGCAAGAAAUUCUCACACGUGUGUACAGCUCCAGUGAAGUACGACCCAAACUGGAUCACAACAACAACAAGAAGCAAAAACUCCCAAAACGACGUCGCUUACAUCGUCACCGGAGCACAGCUCGAAGUGAAAAAACACGGCUCAAAAUCCGUUCUUCAUCUCCGUCUCCGUUUCACCGGAGUCUCCGAUCAUUACGUCGUUCAGAAAGAUUGGGUCCAUGGACCAGGAACUUCCCAAAAAUCUGGAAUCUUCUCUUCCAUGAGCUUACCGUUGACCAGUGGGAGUGUUCAUCACAAUAUGGUCAACAACAAAGACAAAAACGAGGUCGUUUUGGACUCCGGUGUCUACCCCAAAGGACCUCCGGUGCCGACGAAUAACAAGAUUGGUAAAUUCGUCGAUCUCUCGCAGUUAUGUCGAGGGCCUCAACAUAGUCCUGGUCAUUGGUUAGUCACUGGAGUUCGACUUUACUUGGACAAAGGCAAACUUUGCUUGCAUGUCAAGUUUGCUCUGCUACAUCGCCAACGUCUUCUUCCCUCUUCUUGAUAGUAUAAUAUAUUUUUUUUUUCUUUUCCUCCGGAAUUGCGAAUUCAAAGGGUGUUUUCUUGAUUUUGUAGUGUGUAGAUAGAUAUAUAUAUAGAGGCUUGUGUAUGCGUGUUUGAUGGGCAUUGGCCCAUUCCAGAGAAAACUGUUUAUGUACAUACACUAUGUUGAGAGAUUAUUUGUAGUAAUUUUUUUUUUCCUUGAAA
This is a messenger RNA of Eutrema salsugineum, 2148 nucleotides long. RefSeq names its product MACPF domain-containing protein At1g14780. Gene Ontology annotation, biological process: regulation of salicylic acid mediated signaling pathway; plant-type hypersensitive response. NCBI's taxonomy places the organism in Eukaryota, Viridiplantae, Streptophyta, Magnoliopsida, Brassicales, Brassicaceae. The coding region runs from base 59 to 1945 and encodes 628 amino acids. The record is from RefSeq and is a predicted model, not a curated record. The transcript has 8 exons. Gene Ontology annotation, cellular component: plasma membrane.